AUGCUUGACUUUUUGAAGAAGAACUCGCACAAGGCGGACUCUGGCAGUGGCCAUCACACCCAGCAGGGUUACCGGACGGUAGCUUACUUUGUCAACUGGGCCGUCUACGGACGCAAGCACACUCCUCAGGAUCUGCCGGUUGAGAAACUAACCCAUGUUCUUUACUCUUUUGCCAAUGUGCGGCCCGAUAGUGGCGAGGUUUACAUGACGGAUGACUGGUCCGACACGGGAAUUCAUUACGAGGGCGACUCGUGGAAUGAUACGGGGAACAACAUGUACGGAUCCCUCAAGCAGCUUAACCUCCUUAAGAGGCGCAACCGCAACCUCAAGGUUCUCCUGUCCAUCGGUGGAUGGACGUACAGCGCCAACUUCAAGGCACCGGCCAGCACAUCGCAGGGACGCACGGCAUUUGCCAAGUCGGCCGUGGCCCUUCUCGAAAAGUUUGGCUUCGACGGAAUCGACAUUGACUGGGAGUACCCGCAGAACCCCAGCGAGGCGAGCGACUUUGUCUCCCUCCUCGAGGCUGUGCGGGCCGAGCUGGACGCUGCCGGACAGGGACGUGGCGGUCAUCACUUUGAGCUGACGGUGGCGUGCCCCGCCGGAUCGUCCAACUACACCAACAUGGACAUUCGCGGCAUGGACCGGUACCUGGACUUCUGGAACCUCAUGGCCUACGACUUUGCCGGGUCGUGGGACCAGGUGAGCGCGCACCAGGCCAAUCUGUACCCGAACCAGAAGCAGCCUGCCGCGACUCCCUUCUCAAUCACAGGCGCCGUCGACUACUAUCUUGGCCAGGGUAUCCGGCCAGACAAGAUGGUGAUCGGCAUGCCUCUGUACGGCCGGGCCUUUGAGAACACAGACGGCAUAGGCACACCUUUCCAGGGCAUCGGCGAAGGAACAUGGGAGCAGGGAGUCCACGACUACAAGAAGCUUCCGCUCCCGGGGUUCCGAGAGGUCCACGACAAGGAUGCCGGGGCGUCGUACUGCUUCAGUGCUGAGCAAAGGAAACUGGUAACGUACGACACGCCCGCCAUGGCUAGCGUCAAGACGGAGUAUAUCCGCGAAAAGGGGCUCGGAGGCGCCAUGUGGUGGGAGAGCAGUGCCGACAAACAGGGUGACGAGAGCCUCAUCACGAUUGUUGUCAACGGGUUCGGUGGUCCUGGUGGCUUGCUCAAGCAGGAUAACUGUAUCGAGUAUCCCAACUCGUCAUAUGACAAUCUGCGGAAUGGGUUCCCUGGAAACUGA
This is a messenger RNA of Geosmithia morbida, 1245 nucleotides long. RefSeq names its product chitinase. The coding region runs from base 1 to 1245 and encodes 414 amino acids. NCBI's taxonomy places the organism in Eukaryota, Fungi, Ascomycota, Sordariomycetes, Hypocreales, Bionectriaceae. The record is from RefSeq and is a predicted model, not a curated record. Gene Ontology annotation, molecular function: chitin binding; chitinase activity. Gene Ontology annotation, biological process: chitin catabolic process; carbohydrate metabolic process. Gene Ontology annotation, cellular component: extracellular region. The transcript has 2 exons.